Caenorhabditis angaria is the source of this 1941-nucleotide messenger RNA. Lineage: Eukaryota; Metazoa; Nematoda; Chromadorea; Rhabditida; Rhabditidae. The record is from the annotation of a GenBank genome assembly.
AUGAUGUUGGUGAAAUUUGAUCGUCCAAGUCGAAGUGCGCGUGAUGAAUCGAAGCCGAAAAUAAUGAUAACAAAAUCCAACUCGGAAAAUGAUUUGAUGAGAAAAAUUAGUGGAGCUAGUUUGAGAAGUUUGGCAGCGAAGCCAAUGUUGAAAGAGGUUGGUUGGUUUGAUGGAGUUUGAUCGAAUGAUUUUGCUUGGGAUAUUUAUAAUUUUGAAAAUUGAAUCAGACAAUAUUUCUAGUCUAGGCAAGUUCUAGUCUGGUUAAAUUGCGUUUUGAUGUCGUAGAUUUUCUCACAUUUCAUUUUGAAACCCAAUUUCCAAAAAAAAUGUUCCAGGUCAAAGAGCUCCCAUCCGACGAAGAAAAUAUGGAUGAAGAUACACCAGAAAUGACUUUUUUAGAUUCCGAAGUUACGAAUGAUGAUGAUGACUUAGAGACAGAAAUCCCGGAUGUCGAAGAAAUAGGAAAUGACUUUUUUGAAGCUGGACCUGAACUUGACAAAGAAAUUGAAGGUUCUGAUGAACUGGAACCAGAAAUAUUAGCGGUAGAGGAGAAAAAACAAGCAGAAGAUCCUGGGUUUCUUGUUGAAGAUCAGGAUGUUGGAGGUUCUUUGAUUGUCGAAGAUGAAAAAAUUCAUGAAUCCAAAGUUACCUCAACUCCAGAUGAAAAAGAGGAAAUUCAUGAGAUUCCCUAUCAACAAGGAAAUGAAGAACAAGUAUCUCUAGACCUUGAACUUGAGCAAAAGUCCGAAAGUGGUUCUGACCAAGGAUCUGAGAAAUUUGAAAUUCCCAAAUCUCGUCGGCAAAUUGUUCUGAACAAGUUCCGAAAAGCUGUGAUUGCCAUAAUCCGUCAAAAUGCUGGAUAUUCAUUAGAAGGUAACACAUUUUUUUGUUGAAAAAGCAGAAUUUAUUUGAUUAAAUUAUUUUCGAAGCAUGAAUAAAUAAAUAAAUAAAAAUGUAAGCGUGUAAUUAAUUAUAGUAAGUUAGAUAAUUAGCAAGAAGCAGUGCAAGAAAGAGAGAGAGAAAGAAAGAGUUGCUUAACGGCGUGGCGAGAAGAUGUCUUCUGGAGUGUGUGGAAGUUCAGUCUUCCAGCAGAAGAAGUGUUUCCAGAAGCUUUGACGAACUUCCGAGCGCGAGAUGAAGCUGACCGAUGGUCGAUAGUGACUCUGAAAAUAAAUCAAUAUUUAGAGAAUUGUCAGUAGAUCAAAAGGGUAUUACAUUUUGACCUACCAAGCUUCUGACCGCCGCACAAUUCCAGCUACUUGGUCUUGGCGAAUCACUUGGUCUAGUGAUGGUGCUGAUUUUUUUGUCAUCAUUAGUUGCAGCCAUUUUUUUUGUUUUGUUUUCAAGUCUAGAAAAAAAAAUAAUUGAUAAAAAAAGAGUGCAGGUACGAAACAUAUAUGCAUAACAACAAAUCUAAUUUGUAAGCUACUACUAUUAUUUUUUUUAGAAAUAUUCUGUGAGAAAUGAAAAGGCUACAGUAUACUAGAGAAAAAUUUGAGGGUUCAGAAAAUCUAGAAAAACUGAAAAAUGACACUGAGCAAGCAAAAUCCGCGAAUAAAGGAAACCUGUAAUUUAUUUAUUCUUUUAUAGGCAUCGAGAAAAAAUUAAAAUCUUCUUGUAGCGAGAAGAAUAGAAAAAAAUUAUACCUUUGUUCGCAAGAAAUAUGACAUUUGUUUGGUUUCGAAAAUUGCGGGGAUGAAAUUGGAAAAUUGAAAACAAAGUCCAAUAAAUCUUGCGAAUUUUUUUGAUAUAUGUAUCGGACCGGGCCCGAUUUUUGAGGAUUUCUGAGUCAAGAUGAUUUGGAACCGGGAAGGAAUCGAUCUGAUUUUUCGAAAAAUAUUUUUUUCAGAUUCUCUCAUCGCACAAGAUGAUCCGGAUACAGUAGUCACAUUAUUACCGACUAGCAAAAACAAAAUCGAUAUAUUUGUCACAAGUUUUUAA